AGACGGACGUUUCGGGUCGCGCCUUUCAUAGGAAGAGAAUUAGCGUUCCGGGCGACGCCGACCCCACCACAGUUCCGUGGUGAGAGAGGCGAAGAAGCCGGGGACAUCGGCCACCCUCCUCGUCCCGUGCGCGCGCGCCAAAGCCCCGCUGCCUGAGCCCUGCCAUGUGCGCUGCGCUCCGCAAACUCAAGAGCGUCAAGUUGAGAGCCCUACACAGCGAGUGCAAGUUCGGCGUGGCGGCCCGGAGCUGCCAGGAGCUGCUGCACAAGGGCUGCGUCCGCUUCCAGCUCCCGGUGUCCGGCUCCCGGCUGUGCUUGUACGAAGAUGGCACGGAGGUGACCGACGACUACUUCCCGGGUCUCCCCAACGACGCCGAACUCCUGCUGCUCACUGCUGGCCAGACUUGGCAGGGCUAUGUGAGUGACAUCACUCGCUUCCUCAGUGUGUUUAAUGAGCCACAUGCCGGGGUCAUCCGGGCUGCAAAGCAGCUGCUGUCGGAUGAGCAGGCCCCACGGAGGCAGAAGCUGCUGGCUGACCUUCUGCAUCAUGUCAACCAGAACAUCUCUGCUGAGACCCGGGAGCAGGACCCAUCCUGGUUUGAAGGUUUGGAGUCUCGAUUCAGGAACAAGUCUGGCUACCUGAGAUACAGCUGUGAGAGCCGGAUCCGGGGCUACCUGAGAGAGGUGAGUGCUUACACCUCUGCAGUGGAUGCAGCGGCCCGAGGAGAAUUCGAGCGGGUCCUUAGCUUCAUGAGCCAGAAGCUCAAGUCUGUGAAGUACCACGGCAGCUACUUCGACAGGGGUGCAGAGCCCGGCAGCCGUCUCUGCACCCCAGAAGGCUGGUUUUCCUGCCAGGGCCCCUUUGAUAUGGAUAGCUGUCUUUCCAAGCACUCCAUCAACCCCUAUGGCAACAGGGAGAGCCGGAUCCUCUUCAGCACCUGGAACCUGGAUCAUAUAAUAGAGAAGAAGCGCACCGUGGUGCCCACACUGGCUGGAGCCAUCCAGGACGGGCGGGAGGUGAACUGGGAGUACUUCUACCGUCUGCUUUUCACCGCCGAGAACCUGAAGCUGGUGCACAUCGCCUGCCACAAGAAGACCACUCACAGGCUGCAGUGCGACCACAGCAGGAUCUACCGGCCCCAGAAACGGUCCAAGAAGAAGUGGCCUGCUCGGAAGCGCCAGUGACACACACCAGGCCCUCUGUGAGGCAACUGCAGGGGUGAUGGACUAUUAUGUUUACAUUCUGCCACUCUAGAAGGUUCUAGAAAAGACUUUAAGAGUCUUUGUGACGGAUCUGAUCUGAGUAUCUUCUCAGUUUGCUUCCUCAACCUCUGGUCUGGCAGCCCAGUGUAGAGAGGACAGUGCUGUGUGCUGCCCGUGUCCCCGUGGUAGAGUCUUCAUGCCCAUGGCUGCAGGGCUGAACCUGGCCUCUGUGGUAUGAGGGAUGGUAUGUGUUAGUUUGUGUCUCAGCUUUCAUGGCCUCCAUUUCCACUGCAAAUGGCAGCUCUGACUACAUUCCUCUGAAAGAGAUGGUGCUUCUGGGGUAGAUGUUUGCAUUUCAUAAGGAACAUGGAGGAUGUUCUCUGCUGAACUGUUUUAAAUAGCAGAAGGUGAGAAGCCUUCCAGAUGUCUCCUGGUGAGAACAGCUGACUGGGGCAUUAUCUUGAGCCAUGGGAAAUUGCUACAUUUCACUGCUUAAAUAAUGGCUGUCUAUCAUGAAUCUCAUGACUCAACACUUAUACUUGUUUGCACAACUGGAGCAGGUUUAAGCUUUUGUGUGUAGAAAUGGGAAGCUGGUAAAAGCACGGAUGGCUUACCUGUGCAGAGAAUGACCUUGAAUUCAUGAUACUUCUGCCUCAUCCCUAGAGCUGGGAUUACAGGCGUGUACUACCACACCUGGUAUUUGGCUUUGUAAAUGUGCGUCAGUUUGUGCAGAGACAGUCAGAAGAAAUGCCACCCUGUGAAAGCAGUGAUCCUGGGGUAUUCAGCUGGAUGAGACCCAGUUACCAAAUACUAAUUUCCUGCAUCAUGUAUUUUAUAGUACUUGAUUUAUUUUGUUUUGUUUUUUCCUUCUGAGAUGGGCUCUCACUAUGUAGCUCUGGCUGGCCUGGAACACACUAUUAGAUCAGCUUAGCCUUGAACUCAGAGUUUUGCCUCUGCUUUCUGAGUGCUGGGAUUAAAGGUGUGUGCUACCACGCCCCAUCUUGAGUUUUUUUUUAAAUGAAGAUUUUAUAUAUUUUAUAAUGUUUGGAUUUUUACCAUAUUUUAAUUACCAUCUUUGCCAUAUAAUCAGAAAAACAAUAAAGAGUUUCCAAAAUA
Molecule: messenger RNA, 2318 nt
Organism: Mesocricetus auratus (golden hamster)
Lineage: Eukaryota; Metazoa; Chordata; Mammalia; Rodentia; Cricetidae
Gene: Dffb
Product: DNA fragmentation factor subunit beta
Exons: 7
Coding region: 165-1184 (339 amino acids)
Biological process (GO): apoptotic process; apoptotic DNA fragmentation
Cellular component (GO): nucleus; cytoplasm
Molecular function (GO): DNA endonuclease activity
Source: RefSeq, a predicted model, not a curated record